Messenger RNA from Conger conger (European conger), 1917 nucleotides. RefSeq names its product CUB domain containing protein 2 (gene cdcp2). The coding region runs from base 1 to 1566 and encodes 521 amino acids. The transcript has 6 exons. NCBI's taxonomy places the organism in Eukaryota, Metazoa, Chordata, Actinopteri, Anguilliformes, Congridae. The record is from RefSeq and is a predicted model, not a curated record.
AUGUUCCAUCAUCAUUAUGAUAUUAUACCACCAGGGGUCAAGUGCGGAGGUAUUCUUUCUGCACCGAACGGCAAUGUGUCUAGCCCAAACUUCCCGGGCCUGUACCCGUACAACACGGAGUGCGUCUGGCUGAUUGUGGUGGCAGAGGGCUCCUCAGUGCUCCUCACUUUCCACCAUUUCGAGCUGGAGUACCAUGCAGACUGCGCCUACGACUACAUCAAGAUUUACAAUGGCAUCGCGGAGGACGAGGGCAACCUGCUGGGCAAGUUCUGCGGGGACAUUUCCCCACCGCAGUUCACCUCCUCCUGGAACGUCAUGUCUAUCAUCUUCCGCUCUGAUAGGCACGUGGCUCACAGGGGCUUCUUGGUCGGGUACAGGAAAGAUAUGUGUGGGGGAGUCUUGACUGGCCUUUCGGGGAUCAUAUCCAGCCCGGGCUACCCUGUGGAAUACAGCAACAAUGCUGACUGUUCUUGGACUGUGCACGUGUCAAACCGCACAGUGGUGAGUCUGGUCUUCCUGGACUUCCAGCUUGAGAACAACGAAGGGUGCAACUUCGACUAUGUGGCCCUUUUCGAUGGGCCAACUGUCACCCACAGACAUCUGGGAAACUAUUGUGGGAGCAAUCGUCCCCCCAACACCGUCACCACCUCCAACCAGCUGCUGGUAGUCUUCAAAUCUGACUUCAACAUUGGAGGGAGGGGAUUCAAGGCCUAUUACUACUCUGGGGAAUGCCAGCAGGUCCUCACAGCUAUACGAGUGAAUUUCACCAGUCCACACUACCCCAACAUUUACCCCAACAACAUAAACUGCCAUUGGACUAUUAACCUGGAGGCUGGGUACCGGGUCAAGCUUUUCUUUACCAGCAUGGACCUUGAAGACCGCAACAGCCUGACAGGCGAGUGCGACUACGACUCGGUAUCGGUGCAUGAUGGGAGCAGCGAGGCCGACCCGCUGCUGGGGAGCUGGUGUGGCUCAGAGCAGCCCCCUUCCCUGCUCUCCAAAUCCAACAAGCUCCUGGUCAUCCUCAACACUGACCGCAACUCUGCGUACAAGGGCUUCUCUGCCUCUUACACAGGGGUGGUGCCUGUCAAUGUCAGCUGCACCAGGACUGAGUUUCAGAUCCAGAUUUCCCAACAGUCUUUGCCCCAGCUGGAGCGCGAGAGUGUGUAUUUGGGGAACCCCCCCUGUGUCGCCCAGAUGACACCCACGGCAUACAAGAUCCAGGCUCGUUUCGUCAACUGUGGCACUGCCGGGCAGAAGCGCAGGAACAUCACGGUGCUGGUGAACACCCUCUACAUCGACUUCUCGGAGGGGAAGCAGCAGAACGUCCAGGAGUACGAGGUGCAGUGCGACUCCCAGCGGAAGGUUGCGUCGGUCAGCCUCAUCACCGUGGAGGAGCGGAACAAGCUCAACGAGCUGGCCCGGCGGGCCAAGGAGACAAACACACAGACCAGCGUGGUGGAGAACUCCGAGCCCCACGACACCAGCGACAUCGUCUUCAUCAGCAUCUGUGUCCUGGCCGUCAUCCUCAUGGUGAUCGCCAUUGUGUGGCUGGUGCUACUAUAAGUAGAACUAUCUUCUCAAAAAAUGUUGAAAUGCUGCUGUAGAAGUGAACCAUUUCAUUUACGAUGACUUUUUUUUUUUUUUAAACAAAUGGACCCUGUUGGGUUAGGGUAAACCAGAGAUCACAUAAUUCACCAAGCGUGAGAGAUUCCAGGUUAACUUUGCCAACAAGGUCAAAUUGUAUGUUCCUUGCCUUUAUUAUAUAAGGUAUUCCAAUAGGAAAGUCUUAAUUUUCUUUGUUAAAGAAGUGCAUAUUUCAAUUCAUUUCAGUGGUUUCUUCACUUGCUAUUCAUUCUUCCAACAAGGUGCAGAGGUCUGUUGUUCCACCCAUAUUUUUCUCUGUAUAUAUUACAU